GCCGCCGUCACGGUUGUCGUCGCAGUCGUCGUCACCGCCGCGUAGUGGGUCUCGCGCCGCGCGUCGGAACUGAUCGCCCACCGUCGUGGUGUCGGGUGGUCGUCGCAAGUUAUUCCGAACUUGCCGCGCGAUUACUCCGGAGCUCGCGAAACCGCCGCCGCCGCCUUUGACCGUUAUCGCGGAUUUGUGUCCUCCAUCCCCCCCCCCAUUAUUAACCAUAGUUACACAGAGGGUUACGUAAAAAAAAAACCCCCCGCUUGCCGUUGACGCGGAUACGGACUGGCGGACACUGCGCGGGACCGGUGCGCGCGGGCCGGCGUAUAACACGACGUGAUCUUAUUAUAGCAGUCGCGGUAGUAACGCUACCCCUCGAGCACGGCCUACAAGAGGGAACACGACGACGACGGCGGGAGCGGGGGUCGGAUCCGUCGGAGACGCGACGGCGGGCGGCCACGCGGCGACCGUGCAGCCCGGCGUGAAAGACGAUCGGCUUCGAGGACUUGGAGUGGCCGGACGUGUUCGACGACCGGUUCUACGAUGACGACGUGGACAUGCGCUUGGCGCGGCCGCAGCCGCUACGGGCGGCCGCUGCCAUGGUGAACAGUGGUGCCGGCCGCACCGCUCUCGCUGGCACCGGGCACUACCAUCAUCACCACCACCAUCACCACCUGCAGUCGCAGCCGACCGCCAACCUCCUGCACCACCACCACUAUCUGCACCACUACCACCACAACAGCGUGUACUACCGCGGCCGCGCGCACCCGCAGCGCCGGCACAACACUCACCACCACCUCGCGGACAAAACGUCCUACUAUCACCACAACCAUCACCACCACCGGGGCCAGUCGUCGUCGUCGCCGCCACCACCGUCGUCGCCGUCCACGUCCACCCGGCCGCUCUACAGACGGGUGUACAACUUCAUCCGACAGGCGUGGACUGGCGUCAAGUUCUCAUUAGAUUCCGAAUUUGAUGAUUUGGAAACACCGCCCAGGUACAGACCCGAAAGCGUACAAUACUUUUGCCGGACAACGGGUUUCACGGAAUCGGAAAUUAAAAAAAUUUACCGUAAUUUCAAGACAGAAUGCCCGACCGGACUUAUCAAGGAAGAUGCGUUCCGCGGCAUUUACUCGCAAUUUUUCCCUCAAGGAGCCAACAUAAGUCAAUACGCUCACUAUGUCUUUCAAUCGCUGGACCACGAAAGAAACGGCAUCCUAAACUUUGAGGACAUGGUGCAAGGCCUGUGGACGCUGUCCCGGGGAUCGGUGGACGACAAGCUCCGGUGGGCGUUCACGCUAUAUGACCUGGACGGCGACGGACAAAUUUGUCGGGACGAGAUGACCCGCGUCGUGACGGCCAUCUACGAACUGAUGGGCAAAUUUGCCGAACCGUGGCUCAAGGACGGCACGACGGUGGCCGCACACGUAGAUUUCGUGUUCCAGAAAAUGGACCUCAAUCGAGACGGUGUGGUGUCAUUCGACGAGUUCAUGGAAACCUGUAAAAAUGACGAGAACAUCACCCGUGCAAUGAUCUCAAUGUAGACGAGAGACAUCGUAAAUAUAGAUGAUCCGUAUGAUACCGACAUACCGUGGACGUUGUUCGAAAAUAAAAUUAUACCAAAAAAAUUGAACGGUGACAUCGGUGGCACGACGUAAAAUCGGCAGACAUCAUCUGAACGAUGAACAGUAGUAUAUUAUAAUAUGAAAUAUAAUUUUUGUUUUUUUUUUUUU
Acyrthosiphon pisum (pea aphid) is the source of this 1727-nucleotide messenger RNA. RefSeq names its product Kv channel-interacting protein 4. NCBI's taxonomy places the organism in Eukaryota, Metazoa, Arthropoda, Insecta, Hemiptera, Aphididae. The coding region runs from base 552 to 1538 and encodes 328 amino acids. The record is from RefSeq and is a predicted model, not a curated record. Gene Ontology annotation, molecular function: calcium ion binding. The transcript is spliced from 6 exons.